Syzygium oleosum is the source of this 675-nucleotide messenger RNA. Its product is annotated as early nodulin-75-like. The transcript has a single exon. The coding region runs from base 1 to 675 and encodes 224 amino acids. The record is from RefSeq and is a predicted model, not a curated record. Lineage: Eukaryota; Viridiplantae; Streptophyta; Magnoliopsida; Myrtales; Myrtaceae.
AUGUCUUCCAAGUACUUGCUAGUUUUGCUCCUGGGAACGGCGCUUUUCGCCGCCGCGGUCCUCUCCGACGGCCAUCAUCCUUUCAAAAAAGAGCACAAGCCACACCACAAGCACCACCCCGGCAGUCGUCGUCUCUUGGAGACAGCCGAAGCCGACGACUCGCACCACCACCACCACCACCACCACCACCCUCAUGAGCAUGUUCUCGUCGAGGAGGUCGAAAAAGAAGACUCCCACAAAAAGCCAUUCCCAGGAAAGAAGCCGCCCCACCACCCUGGCCACAUGCUUGCCGAGGAAGUGGAAGCCGAUGAAAAAAAGAAGCCAUUCCCCGAGCACAAACCCCCGAAGAAAGGCGACAAGCCGCCGCCGAAGCACAAGCCGCCCCACGAGGGUCACAUUCUCGUAGAGGAGGUGGAAGAGGACUCGAAGAAGCCUUUCUCUGAGCACAAGCCGCCCAAGAAAGGUGAGGAGCCGAAGAAGGGAAAGGGAGAGAAACUACCACCGAAGCACAAGCCACCACACGAGGGACACAUUCUCGCAGAGGAGGUGGAAGAGGACUCAAAGAAGCCGUUCCCUGAGCACAAGCCACCGAAGAAAGGCGAGGAGCCGAAGAAGGGCAAGGGAGAGAAGCCGUCGCACCACAAGCCACCGCACAAGCCCCCCACCGAGAACUGA